Molecule: messenger RNA, 1463 nt
Organism: Brachypodium distachyon (stiff brome)
Lineage: Eukaryota; Viridiplantae; Streptophyta; Magnoliopsida; Poales; Poaceae
Exons: 13
Coding region: 1-1089 (362 amino acids)
Source: RefSeq, a predicted model, not a curated record
AUGGCGGUUUUCGGGUUCCUCGUCGGCAUUUCUUUCCCUGUAGCCAUCACACCAAAGCUUCAGUGUGGCAUACUGCCUUGGAGUAGUAGUGCUAGCAGCGUUGCUGCAAACUCCAGCAGCAUACUGGACAGGUUCUGGGCACAGUUCAGGAACAGUUCUGAACUUUCUGAGCAGAAUGUAAAGGUUGCAAGGAAACCUGAAGGUGCCGAAAGGCUACCGGCAGGGAUUGUGGUUCCAGAGUCUGAUCUCCACCUGCGCCGGCUCUGGGGAUCCCCCACAGAGGACGUACAGCCUCGCAAAUACCUGCUGGCGCUGGCGGCGGGGUACACCGAGAGAGCCAAUGUCAAUGCAACUGUUCACAAGUUCUCCGAUAACUUUGAUAUCGUGCUGUUCCAUUACGACGGUCGCACGACGGAGUGGGACGACGAGUUCCGGUGGUCGGAGGAGGCCGUCCACGUCAGCGCCAAGAAGCAGACCAAAUGGUGGUUCGCGAAGAGGUUCCUGCACCCGAGCAUCGUGGCGCCGUACGAGUACGUGUUCCUGUGGGACGAGGACCUCGGCGUCGACAACUUCACCGCCGAAGCGUAUGUAGAGAUAGUGAGGAGGCACGGGCUGGAGAUCUCGCAGCCGGGGCUGGACGCCGCCGUCGGGCCCAAGACGUACGACGUCUCCAUCAAGCGAGACUCCGGCGAGAUACACAAGACGGACGCAGGAGGGCCGCGCUGCCCGGACGUGCACCAGAUGCCCUGCAGCGGGUUCGUGGAGGUGAUGGCGCCAGUCUUCUCCAGGGAUGCUUGGAGAUGCGUCUGGCAUAUGAUCCAGAAUGACCUUGUUCAUGGAUGGGGGCUCGACUUCAAUUUCUGGAGAUGCGUCAAUGAUCCUGAAGAGCAGAUUGGCGUGGUUGACGCGCAAUUCGUGGUCCAUCGUGGAGUUCCCACGCUGAUUGCCCAGGGCAACGGGGAGAAGGAAGGGAGCAGCCAUAAGGUGAGAGCCCGGCAAUUCGAGGAGAUGUACGCCUUUAACCAAAGGAUCGCCAAAGCCGACAACGCUACCACCAGAACACUACCAGAUCAGCAGCAACAACCUUAAAUAAGUUAUUUUUAGUGUCUAGUAUAAUACUCAUCGGGAGUACAUAACCUGAUUAAUCAACUGAAGAAUAAAAGGUUUUGACACUUUUUUUUUUUGCAGGAAAGAGUUUCACUCAUCACAACAGACAAUACUAAAUCUACCCGCAAAAAAAAAACAGAAAAUACUAACUGUGUGUAUUGGAAUGAUUAAUUGGUUGAGUGGUUAUUCAAUAAUUCGGUAGAUGAUAAUAUAAUUUCAGGUGGUUAGUAACAUAUUGAUUCUGCUAGUAAGUAGCUGGUACUGUCUGUCUCCUUCAGUUAACCACAGCUUCUGUCGUCGUUGGUCUGUCAGACAUUCAGACAUCGUCAGUACUUUUUACUUCUUUUUUUACUGCA